This is a messenger RNA of Misgurnus anguillicaudatus (oriental weatherfish), 816 nucleotides long. Lineage: Eukaryota; Metazoa; Chordata; Actinopteri; Cypriniformes; Cobitidae. The record is from RefSeq and is a predicted model, not a curated record.
CUAUAUAUCCCGGUUAUAUUCAAGCCAGUUCAUAUCCUGACCGCUUCCACCAUGAACAAUCUCGUCAAGUCCUUCCAACUUUUCGUCGUUUUAUUAUUCAGUGCCUCGAGCUUUACGCACGCCGGUAACGUGCUCGUGUUACCGGGAGAAUACAGUCACUGGCACAACAUGCGCAACAUCGUGGACGAGCUGAUGAAGCGAAACCACAGCGUGACGGUUUUGGUGAGCACGGCGUCUCCGACCGUCAACUUCAGACAGAAGGAGAGCUUUGAGUUUCUGGUGUUUAAUGUGUCUCUAGAGGCCCACGAGCUGCACAGUAUCAGCGAAAACAUACUGAAUGUCUGGAUGCAGUACCCGAGACCGAACCCGGUCCGUUUUGGUCUGCAGAUCCUGGAUCUGAUGGGCAAAGUGCAAGCGAUGUACCCGACAAUGUGCGACGGCAUACUGCGUAACGACGAGCUGAUCGGUCGUUUGAAGGCUUUGGAGUUUGAUGUGCUCUUGUAUGAUCCGAUGGCCAUGUGCAGUGAUCUGCUGGCUGAGAUUUUGGAUCUGCCGUUUGUGAUUUCUUUGAGGAUUUCUCUUGGUUUUUCUAUGGAGAGGUUGUGUGGACAGAUGCCCGCACCGCCCUCGUAUGUCCCGGUUCCUCCGACAGUGAUGACAGAUCACAUGAGUUUCACUGAGAGACUGAAGAAUAUCAUCAUGCUUGCGGUUUAUUCAUCUGCAUUUACGAUGGCAUCUCGCAGUAUGGAUCGUUAUUACAGUGAAAUAUUAGGUAAAGUCAGAUCUCACAGCAUAUUAUAGGCUAGAAAAUCCAGC